This is a messenger RNA of Anolis sagrei ordinatus, 1243 nucleotides long. It is a transcript of the gene CAPZB, whose product is annotated as capping actin protein of muscle Z-line subunit beta. Gene Ontology annotation, biological process: regulation of lamellipodium assembly; barbed-end actin filament capping; negative regulation of filopodium assembly. Gene Ontology annotation, cellular component: F-actin capping protein complex; cytoplasm. Gene Ontology annotation, molecular function: actin filament binding. NCBI's taxonomy places the organism in Eukaryota, Metazoa, Chordata, Lepidosauria, Squamata, Anolidae. The record is from RefSeq and is a predicted model, not a curated record.
GCUGUGACCCGGAUGUGGAACUCCUAGGCAACGGCGGAAGUGGCCUGAGGAGGAGCAGGAGGCGGCGGACGGCGACGAGGAAGGAGGAGGAGGAGGAGGAGAGUUGCCCCCCGCCCGCCCGCCCGCCCGCCCGGCCUUCCUUCCGCCCGUCCCGCUGCAGCCAUGAGUGACCAACAGCUGGAUUGUGCCUUGGAUUUGAUGAGGCGUCUGCCUCCCCAACAGAUUGAGAAAAACCUCAGUGACCUGAUUGAUUUGGUCCCCAGCCUCUGCGAAGAUCUCCUGUCCUCCGUCGACCAGCCCUUGAAGAUCGCCCGCGACAAAGUGGUGGGGAAGGACUACUUACUCUGCGACUACAACAGAGAUGGAGACUCGUACAGAUCCCCAUGGAGCAACAAAUAUGACCCGCCCCUGGAAGACGGCGCCAUGCCCUCGGCCCGCCUGCGGAAGCUGGAGGUGGAAGCGAACAACGCCUUCGACCAGUACAGAGACUUGUAUUUUGAAGGGGGCGUCUCCUCCGUCUACCUCUGGGACUUGGAUCACGGAUUUGCCGGCGUGAUUCUCAUUAAGAAAGCUGGCGACGGAUCAAAGAAGAUCAAGGGCUGCUGGGACUCCAUCCACGUGGUGGAAGUGCAGGAGAAGUCCAGCGGCCGCACCGCCCAUUACAAGCUGACCUCCACGGUGAUGCUGUGGCUGCAGACGAACAAAACCGGCUCCGGCACCAUGAACCUCGGGGGCAGCCUCACCAGACAGAUGGAGAAAGACGAGACCGUGAGCGACUCUUCCCCGCACAUAGCCAACAUCGGGCGCUUGGUAGAGGACAUGGAGAACAAAAUCAGGAGUACGCUGAAUGAGAUCUAUUUUGGGAAAACGAAGGACAUCGUCAAUGGGCUGAGGACUGUGCAGACCCUUGCGGACAAAUCGAAGCAGGAAGCACUGAAGAACGACCUGGUGGAGGCUCUGAAGAGGAAGCAGCAAAGUUAGGAGGAGGAGGAGGAGAGGAAAAAUCAGGCCAACGAGACCUUGGUCGGCGACUCGGCGCUCACGCAAAACCACGCCAUGCGGUUCCUUAUAGAUUUCCUCUUCCUCUCUUUCUCUCUUUCUCCUUUUUGUUUGUUUACUUCCUCCCUUAGAAAACAUUGGGUUUCCCUCCCUCUUCCUCGCCAUCUGCCUGCCAUUUUUUGUCCUCCGUCAAUACGGUAUUCCUUCCAAAUCACGACCGACGAAUAAAGCUGUAUAAACUUUU